CUCCGUGUCUUGAACCUGCAUCACGGCACUUGCAGCAGAUUGCCCAUAAAACACUAACCGAACCCCGCACCAUUCUCGAUGACACGAUUUCUGGCCAGAUAUAGGGCUCUACCGACCGGCGCGUUACAAUCACAUUAAUACGUACGUGAAGCCAUCGGUGCGGCUCGUGCUGUCGCCCGGGGGCAGCUGCCGUUGCCUCCGCGACAAUGGCACCCAUGAAACGAACUCGUCGUAUUGCGGCGGAUGACGAUACCGAAGGCGUCGAUGAAACGGGUCCGGCGCGCACAUCUCUCGUCCGUGAUGUACAGUCGCGCAAGCGGGCUCGACUGUCCCUGGAGGAACCGACACGGGGGGUCUCUUCGAUACCAGAGGGCGACGAUGUGUCAAGCUCCGAGGAUCAGGACGAUGAUGCCUCCGAUGUCGGAAACGCGCCGCCCCAAACUCAGUACGAAAUGAUGCGAGAUGCCGGUUUCCGACAUUUGCAAAAUCUCGAACAAGAUGACUGGCAAGCGACACAGAAGCUCAAAAAACGCCCAGCCAAUGUCGGCGAGAACAUGGUAGCGGAAAGUGGAAUCAUCGAGAGCAUCACUUGUUGCAACUUCAUGUGCCAUGUCCGCCUACACGUCGAGCUUGGACCCUUGAUCAAUUUCAUUGUUGGUGAAAAUGGAAGCGGAAAGAGCGCUGUCCUGACGGCCUUAACCCUUUGCCUUGGUGGUAAGGCGAGCGAUACCAACAGAGGCGGAAGCUUAAAGUCCUUUGUGAAAGAGGGCGAAGAGCAAGGCAGUCUCACCGUCAGGAUCAAGAAUGCUGGCACCGACGCCUAUCAACACGAUAUUUACGGCGACACCAUCAUCGUCGAACGCCACUUCUCAAGGUCCGGCAGCAGUGGCUUCAAGAUCAAAGGCCAAAACAACCGAAUCAUCUCGACCAAGAAACAGGAGGUGGACGAAAUCUCUGAGUGGUAUGGCCUGCAAAUGGGCAAUCCUCUGACGGUACUUUCUCAAGAUAAUGCACGCCAAUUCCUAAACUCUGCCACUCCCGCGCAAAAGUACAAGUACUUUGUGUCCGGAGUCCAGCUUGAGCAGCUCGACAAUGACUAUAGGAUGUCCCAAGAUACACUAGACAAGACGCUGAUCCUCCGAGACGACCUCAAUGAGAAGAUAGAAUACGUCAGGAAGGAGAUGGAGGACGCGCAGCGCCUAGCCGAAACGGUGGAGAAGAACAAUACCCUUCGUGAGAAGGCGAGAUUGUACCGGACACAGCUUGUUUGGUCUCAGGUUGUAGAACAGGAACAGGAACUGCAGCGCCGCGCCAGAGACAUAGAGACCCACGAGCAUCGGAUACAUCAGGCCGAAGCCGACUGCGAACAGAUGACCAAGGCCCUCCAUGAAAUCGAAGGGAAGCUGGAGCGAGCGAAAGCAGACCGUGAGGCCCUCAACGACGAGCAGGGAGCGUUUGAAGAGAGGACAGCUACGGCCGAGUCCGCCUUUCAUGCAGCAAAAAAAGAAUUGACUGAGCUUCAUCGAGAGGAAAGAGACGCUUAUGGACGCCUCAAGACGGCAAAGGCCGAAAUCGAAGCCUGCGAAGCUAAGAUUCGGGAGGAGGAGCAGCGUCUGGAUGAAUCCACUGGCUCUGCUCGUGUCCAGAAGGAGACGGAGCUGGCCCGAGAGUUGGCCCAGGAAACGAACCUGAAGGACCUGAGACUGGGGAGCAAUGAUCAAUUGCCCGUCUUGAGGAGCAAGCUUGCCGGGGCUGAGCAGGUCCUAAAGAAGCAACAACAGCUUCGCGAGGCUAAGAAACGAGACAUCUUGACCGCAGAGUCCGGGGUACGGGAACUUGAGAGGAGCACCGGCUCCGUCUACGACGGUUACGACCGGGACAUUACCAAUCUCGUCAAAGCUAUCGAGUCCGACCCGGGCUUUGAUAACAAGCCUCUUGGGCCUCUAGGCGCGCACAUCAAACUUCUCAAGCCGGAGUGGUCAGGGGUUCUUGAGAAGACUCUCGGUGAUGGCUUGAACGCUUUUGUCGUCAGGAGCAAGCGUGACCAGAGCCGCCUUUCAAGCAUAAUCCGGCAGAUGGGCAUGAGGAAACCGCCCCCUAUUUACAUUGCCUACGGCGGCCACAUCGACACGACAGGACAAGAGCCGGACCUUGAGUUCGACACAAUCUUACGGGUCCUUGAGUUCGACGACCAGUUGAUACGUUCGCAACUGGUGAUCAACAACCAAAUCGAGAAAAUCAUACUGGUCAAGGAGCGGCUGGAGGCCGAGCGCAUAAUGAUCGAUCAGGGUCCACCCCGGAAUGUAUCAGCCUGUAUUUGUUUCCACGACGGGAAGGGUAAGCGCGGUCAAGGCCUACGGAUCACAAAUCGAUCGGGCACAACAGGGACGAGCCCAGUAGUGCCAAGCGGGUUGCGACCGCGAAUGCAGUCAGACUCGGCUCGCCAACUUGCGCUGCAGCAGGAGAACUUGAGGCAGCUUGGACUUGAAUUUGUGGAAUUGAAGAACGAGGAAAGAGCAGCGCAGCAUGCAGUUGAACGAUGCAAGUCAGAGCUUGAGUCCCUCCGGAGCCGGCAGACCUCACUCGACAACGAGCUUCGCCGAACACAAGCAGAUAUUGAGCGUAUACAGUCGGAGCUGGAUGCAUUCGAAGGCGCUGAUGACCGGCUAGUCCUCCUGCGGACCCAACUGGAGACGAAAAGGAAAGAAGAGUCACAGCUUGGGAAUCAAUAUGGCAACAUGAGAUUGGCCAAACGAGACCUCAAUACCAAAGCCGAGGAGGCCAAGCGACUUCUAGACAAGGAGAGAGAUGAGGGAAGGACGUUCCACAACAAAAUUAGCAGGGCGGACGAAAAGAUUCAGGCCCACGACUCCAUGAGACGCAUUGCCGUCUCGAGAAAAAAUGAUGCCUUUGAACGGCUUGACAUUGAAAAGUCCGAGCUUCGGCGCGCAGUGGAGAAGCGUGAGGAGAAGGACGAGGAGGUUCAAGAUUUCAUCCGUCAGGCCGAGACUGUUGCGCCCGGCCGUGUCCAUAUUCCCGAGGGAGAAGACUACAAGAGUAUCGAGAAGAAGUAUGAGAAGAUUGGAGAGCAGUUGGCGCAAAGGGAGGCUCGAUUGGGCGCAACCGACCAACAAAUCUACGACCGUGCGCGAGAGUCCAAGACAAGAUACGACGACGUUAUGAAGCAAACAAGCGAUGUCGACGAAACCAUUGCGGCACUCAAACGAGCUAUUGAGCGUCGAUUGUAUCUGUGGCGACAAUUCCAGAGACAAAUCAGCGCUCGAAUCAGGAUUCAGUUCAACUACCUCUUGAGUGAGCGUGGCUUUCGAGGGAAGAUUGACUUGGAUCAUCUAGCAAGGAAGGUGAUCAUCCAUAUCGAACCGGAUGAGACCAAGAAAAGCUCUGCAGGCCGGAAUACAAAGACGUUGUCUGGCGGCGAGAAAUCCUUCUCGUCCAUCUGCAUGCUCCUCUCAGUGUGGGAGGCGAUCGGCUCGCCUAUCCGAUGUUUGGAUGAGUUUGAUGUGUUCAUGGACAAUGUCAAUCGAGCCAUCAGCACCAACAUGCUGGUGGACGCGGCUCGACGGUCUGUCUCGAGGCAAUACAUCCUGAUUACGCCGAAUGCCAUAGAAGGGCGAGCGAGGCUUGACAAGGAUGUGAAGAUCAUUCGGUUGACCGAUCCUCGGCAACGAACGUUGACGUAAAAGCACAGCGUAGAGCACGUCUGAAAACCGACUAGGGAAGGUAGUUCAGUACUUCGUGCCAGACAAUGCAGUGAGUACCGGGAGAUUACUUCGACAGCACAAGCGGCGCCGUUGUAUGUCAGAGUCCAUGGCUCAUGGGCAGUUAAACGCGGCCAGAGCGCCGAUGAAGGAGUCAAUAUGGCGGUUUCGAAGUAUUGUACAAAUCGUACACAUGGCGCGACAAUGAAUCGGCCCUAGGAGAAGCUUAACUUGAUUCAUAUGCC
Messenger RNA from Purpureocillium takamizusanense, 3964 nucleotides. It is a transcript of the gene smc6, whose product is annotated as RNA helicase. Lineage: Eukaryota; Fungi; Ascomycota; Sordariomycetes; Hypocreales; Ophiocordycipitaceae. Gene Ontology annotation, biological process: double-strand break repair via homologous recombination. Gene Ontology annotation, molecular function: single-stranded DNA binding; damaged DNA binding. Gene Ontology annotation, cellular component: nucleus; site of double-strand break; Smc5-Smc6 complex. The coding region runs from base 207 to 3701 and encodes 1164 amino acids. The transcript is spliced from 4 exons. The record is from RefSeq and is a predicted model, not a curated record.